Fusarium falciforme is the source of this 1566-nucleotide messenger RNA. RefSeq names its product Aminotran-1-2 domain-containing protein. Gene Ontology annotation, molecular function: aromatic-amino-acid:2-oxoglutarate transaminase activity; L-2-aminoadipate:2-oxoglutarate transaminase activity; pyridoxal phosphate binding. Gene Ontology annotation, biological process: L-tyrosine biosynthetic process; aromatic amino acid catabolic process. Bases 1 to 1566 code for a protein of 521 amino acids. The transcript has 6 exons. Lineage: Eukaryota; Fungi; Ascomycota; Sordariomycetes; Hypocreales; Nectriaceae. The record is from RefSeq and is a predicted model, not a curated record.
AUGGGCAGCAUCAAGGACAAACUGACGCCAGUGGAUCUCUCCCACCACAUCAACAUCAAGAGCAAGUCUCGCCAUCCAUCGCCGCUCAAGGACAUUAUUAAGUUUAUGGGCUAUGAUGGCAUGAUCAGCUUAGCUGGAGGUCUUCCUCACCCUUCUCUGUUCCCCCUUGAGCAGGCCAAAUUUGAGUGCCUCGCUCCUCCCACGGCGCCGUCCCAAAAGACGGCGGAGGACGGGCUUGUGAGCCUCAACCUUGGUCGCGGAUCGUCACCAGGAGAUCUGGACCUCACCCAGUUUUUACAAUACGGAUCUGGCGCUGGUAACCGGCAGAUGAUCCAGCUUGCGACAGAGCUCACCGAGAGAGUGCACGCUCCGCCCUGCGAGUAUGAGUGUCUCUUGCACCCGGGAAACACAAACGCAUGGGCAAAGGUAGUUGGUCUGCUCUGCGAGGACAACGACUAUGUUAUCGUCGAGGAGUACACAUAUCCUUCGGCACAGGCGCUCUGGAUCCCUCUUGGGAUCAAGGCGGCUCCUGUGGCGGCCGACGCAGAAGGUAUCCUAGCGACCAGUUUGCGGGAUCUGCUCGAGAACUGGGACGAAAAGGCUAGGGGCAGGGGGCGGCCCAAGCUGUUGUACCUUGUCUCAGUUGGGUCAAAUCCUACUGGUAUAACAAUUUCAGCACGCCGGCGCAAGGAAAUCUACGCCGUUUGUGUUGAGUUUGAUUUGAUCAUUGUUGAAGAUGACCCGUACUACUUCCUACAGUUCCCGAGAUAUUCGCCUCAAAAGGAAGACAAGCCCUUCCAGCCGGUUCCCACAGAAGACUUCCUCAAGUCACUAACCCCGUCCUUCCUUUCUAUGGACACACAGGGCCGCGUCGUCCGCCUCGAGUCCUUCUCCAAGACGCUAUUCCCCGGUCUGCGGCUCGGCUACUUUGUCGCCAACCCCGUCUUCACAGAGCGACUCCUCCGCGUCACGGAGGUCGAGACCCAGGAUCCCGCAGGCCUCAGCCAGGCCUUUACGAUCGCUCUUUUCAUGCAGUGGGGGAUUGACGGGUACCUAUCGUGGCUGCAGAAUCUGCAGUAUCGGUACGAGACAAGGCGCAACUGGCUUCUCUCGGCCUUUUACGACCAGUUCACCGUCGUCCCAGCCGCCGAGUCGCCGGUACCUACCGCCCAGGGCUAUGUCGCCUGCCUCCAGGGGAAGAACGGCGAGCUACGGCCCGUCUUUAGCUAUGUAGACCCCGGGGCCGGCAUGUUUGUCUGGUCUAAGUUCUACUUCAACAGUGUCCCUCGCUUCGCUGAGCUCGAGGGCCAGUCGCUUGAGGAUCCGGAGCAGGCCUUUGCACAGGAGCUCUGGGAGGCCUUGGCUGCGGGGCUUGUGCUAUUGACUCCGGGAUCAUACUACCACGCCUGGCAGGGCGCUGAUAAGGUUUCGACCAAGGCUCGAGGAGCAGAUCCGAGGUCCGCCUACUUUCGAUUCUCGUUUGCAACUCCCACUAAAGAGCAGAUCCACGAGGGCGUAAAGCGUCUCAGGAAAGUAGUGGACCAGUUCUGGGGGGAGACAAUAUGA